AUGGGAAAUCAACAAUCAAACGAAAAUACGAGAAAAAGUAUAAUAAUAACAAGAACCGUAGCAAAAGAAGGUAGAGUGAUGGACGAAAAUCAAAAAUAUAUAGACCUUGCUAAUUCCGAACCUUACAAUAACGAAAGAUUUAAUGAAAUAUUUGGACCAAAAGGUGUAUUUCCAUUGGACUUUACUUACACAAUCAAGCACAGUCAUACAAAAACUUUUGGUGUUGGAGAGUUUAAAGAUUUGAUGGGGGAUAAAGAAGUGGAAGAGGAAAAUUCUUUUGUCAUUGAGUUAUUAGAAAAUAAAAAAAUAUUAUUAGGAAAGACUGUGCUCGAUGAGUUUGCCUGUGGCGGCACCGGACUUUACGCGACUUCUGGACCAGUUUUUAAUCCUUAUAAUUCUUUUUGUAUAGGUCGUGCGGAAGAAGCCAUAGGGAUAACACCAGCCCGCGAAAGUAAACCAUACGAAGAAUCCCCGGUAUCAUGUCCCAAAGCAAAGGGAGCCAAGCCUUUGGCUACUACUCAGGCUGAACCCGAAGAAGAACCACCCACUAUACAAAAAGAAUUAUAA
This is a messenger RNA of Ambispora gerdemannii, 567 nucleotides long. The record is from the annotation of a GenBank genome assembly. Lineage: Eukaryota; Fungi; Glomeromycota; Glomeromycetes; Archaeosporales; Ambisporaceae.